AUGUCGCGCGCGGGCAGCCCUUCGGAGAUCUCGCCUGCACACAUACCAAAAAUAACAGAUCUUCGUAAACAACUUGCCUACGGCGACAGUGGGCUCUCCCGCUGCAUCGCAUUUACUGACGACCUUCGCGUCUUCCGACGGCGUUAUUCUGUAGCAGGCCUCCGUGGAAUCGACUUAUGUGACUGGAGACUACCGCGACACCAAGAAGCACUGAAGCAGAUGACUUCAUCUUUCUUAGAUCAAGAAGGACAUGGCGAGAGGUACUGGCCCAGCGAUCCCACGGCAGCCAACUUUAACUCGCUGCAAUAUUCCACCCAUCGCACGUUCAUCAAUCAAACUAUGCGAAAGCUCAUUUUUCGAAUGAAUCUCCAACAAUACCGAAACGCAAAAUACAAGAAGAAGGAUGUUCAGUAUGGGCCCGAGGUCAUUGACCAGGAAGACGAACUACCAAACUCCAGGCCGGAUCGCUCCGAUUCCAGCGUGGAAAUACUAUCUAUGUCUGCAGCCACGGCCACUCCUAUGCAAACACAUACCGGCGGCAACGUAGCCGCUAGACUGCCUCUGGCAGCCGAAGGCUCAUUUCGGCAAGACCACGAUAUAUACGAAGUUCCGACAAGCCCGGAAUACGUACCAGAGAAGAAUAGUAUAACGAAACGGAAACUGAAGGCACCGACUAAGAGCAGCCCUCAGAAGCGAUCCAAGAUCGUGAGUUUAAAAGUUGGUAACGGCAAACCUCCGAGGCACUAUCUCAGAUCGAUAGCGCCGAUGCCCAAGCGGACAUCACCUCGUGGAAAGACAACGGUGCCGCCCGUAAAUUACGUUGACCGCCUCGACCUCGAUCAGUUCUCUACUUCAGUGAUAUCAACGACAGAACCGACAUUGGGUCCUGACAGCGUUACUGGGGCGGGACACCAGGACCAGGCGAAUGUUCAACAACGAUCCGAGAAGGAAGAUAUCUUCAACUACAGAAUAACAACUCAGUCCUUGAUGAGAAUUGGAAGCACCCCGCCUACAUCCGCUGUCUCCAUCACAAGUGCGAAUGUUGACCCCAACAUCGAUCCGAACCUGGACCGAAUAUCUUCGACAGAAUUCCAUAUGAAUCCACCGAUGCAACAAGCCUCGCACCAAUCAAGACCAAGUUGGUCUAACCCUCCCUUGACCCACGUGGGUCCAAGCAACAGCAUCCAGCCUGAAGCUGAACAAGCGCCGUCUUCCACUCGGUCAAUGUCAAUGUCUACAAUCGAGUCGAUGCACGGAACCAACAAGACCCCAAUCCCGCUUUAUCCAUCGCCUGUUCCAAGCGAUGCAAAGAAACCAGCUAAAGAAGUACCCUCCACUACCAUCUCCAGACCAGCAGUAGCCUCUUCCACAGACUCCAAAGCCGGAAUUAGUUUCAAUUACCGGGUCAUUCUCUCCCGCACACCAAUAUACCAAGCCAAAAGCUGGCACCCAAAGGGCCAUUUCUUAGAGAAAUCUCUGAGCGAACUCAUCGACGAAUUGCCCUUUGAGAACAAAGGGGCGGUCAUAGGCUUGAUAAUCCAACUGACCGGCCCCGGCGUCGCUGUAGAGGAGACUGUAGCGCGCGGCGAAGACGGCAUGGAUAACUACAGCAGCACCAAAAAGGAGCUCAUGCAGGUAGUCAAGAUGUGCCUCAAGAAACACUCGAAAGCAAAACCGGGCAGCAGGUUAGAGAUGAAUUUCAAAAUAGAAGCUGUGAGGGAAGGUGGCGUUGAUGAAGAUGCGGAAGACGAUGACGAUGUAUUGUUAUUCUAG
Messenger RNA from Paraphaeosphaeria sporulosa, 1773 nucleotides. RefSeq lists its product as uncharacterized. The record is from RefSeq and is a predicted model, not a curated record. The transcript has 4 exons. Bases 1 to 1773 code for a protein of 590 amino acids. Lineage: Eukaryota; Fungi; Ascomycota; Dothideomycetes; Pleosporales; Didymosphaeriaceae.